GGGGACCGGUGCGCUUCUCUCAGCCUCGCCACAGCCAUCCCAGCGGCGAGCAGCAACAGGUAGGAGGCUCUGGCUCUGUUUCUGGUGCGGACACCCGGUUCCAGGGCCGCCGUCGGUCUGCCCGGGAAUGAAUGGACGACUGCUGCUGUCUCCAUCAGCUCGUCUCUCCCGUCCCUCCAUCCGCUCCCCGGCCUCCUUUCUCCACCCAUCUCUCCCGCAGCCCCUCCGUCUCUGUCCAUCUCCCUCCGCUGUCCCUGUCUCCUCUGUGCCUCUCUCCUCUGCGUCACUCUGCACCUUCCUCUGUCCCUCCGUCGGCUCCUCUCUUUAUUUUCUUCCUUCAUCCCUCCAUCCUGCCACCUCGCUCUCCAUGGCCCCAGUUUCUACCUCCCCUGUGCCUGUGCCCGUCUCUCCUGCCCCUCUGUUGCGCCUUGCUCUGUCCCUCCGUCCUUCUUGCCCCUCUCCUGCCGGCUGGUUGGGCUCCCCCAGCCCUCUCUCCUGGCUGCUAAUGAGCAGAGGAGCCUUUGAGGUAGCCAGGGCUGGGGUGGGGGGGCUCCCCGAGGGUGGCAGAGGGGCAGCUGCUGCCAAGGCCCUAAUGAGGCCCCCUCUGCGCCCCUCCCGCCGCGAUCUUAAUUCUCAGCUCUCCCUGGAGCCACCGCUAAUUGGCCUGGGGAGGGCCCCCCCUUCCUGGCUCCUGCUCCAUCCCCGGGGGGUGAGGACACCUGGAUCCCUAGAUCUUGAUCCAGCACCUGUGGCCCCAUCCUUCUGGCCCCCCUCCAUCGGCCUCUCCGCCUCCCAUCUGUGCGUUUCUGCUUUCUCCCCGGCCCUCUGCGUUCCUCCCCCACCUGCCUCUCGGUACCCAUCUGGGCAGCCUUCCACUCUCUGCUGGUCCCCACAAGGGGUCUCCAUUCCCUGCUGUACUCGUCUCUGGGCCCCCCAUUCCCACGUCCUUCUCCCCACGCCCCUGUGAGUGGGCCCCAUGGCGCACCAACCCCACCUUAGGACACAGACGUGUCCUGGCGCAAAGUGCCCCUCACUCCGCCUGGUGUUUAACCUCUACUCUGCUUCAGCCAUGUCCAACAACAUGGCCAAGAUCGCAGAGGCCCGAAAGACAGUGGAACAGCUGAAGCUGGAAGUGAACAUCGACCGCAUGAAGGUGUCGCAGGCGGCAGCCGAGCUCCUGGCUUUCUGUGAGACGCACGCCAAAGAUGACCCGCUGGUGACGCCGGUACCCGCCACUGAGAAUCCUUUCCGAGACAAGCGUCUCUUUUGCGUACUCCUGUGAGCCCUCCCGACAGCUUACCCUCCC
Molecule: messenger RNA, 1306 nt
Organism: Fukomys damarensis (Damara mole-rat)
Lineage: Eukaryota; Metazoa; Chordata; Mammalia; Rodentia; Bathyergidae
Gene: Gng8
Product: G protein subunit gamma 8
Exons: 3
Coding region: 977-1282 (101 amino acids)
Biological process (GO): G protein-coupled receptor signaling pathway
Cellular component (GO): heterotrimeric G-protein complex
Molecular function (GO): G-protein beta-subunit binding
Source: RefSeq, a predicted model, not a curated record